UAAAAGAGAGAAAACACGCGACAUACAUUAUGACUUUUACUGUGAAAGAACGAAACAGGAAGACGCCCUUAUCGCACACGCGCUGAACGAAAGUGGUUUCCGGUAACGGUACAGCGAGCGUAAAGAAGAUAAAUAGUUAUUGUAACAGUCCGUACAGGAUGAGGACAGGAUGACUUUAAUCUUGCUGCUUCUUUUGUGUUCUGUUUCAUCUGCAGUGAGACACUCGCUGAUAAAUUACUUCACCGGAUCUGCCGGAGCCCCAAAUGUCACACAGUUUGUGGGUGUUGCUGUGGUUGAUGGCGUUGAGGCAGUUUACUGUGACAGCAGCAACAAGAUACUGGAACCAAGACAGGACUGGGUGAAGAAAGUAUUUGAUAAUGACUCUCAGCUGUUGGAGUGGUACAAACAUGAGUGCUUUAACAUUCAGCCAAGCGCCUUCAGAGCGCGGAUUAUUAGUUUGAAACAGCAGUUCAACCAAAGUGAAGGUUUUUACAUCUUACAGACUAGAAGUGGCUGCGAAUGGGAGGAAAGCACUGGAGAGAAGUCUGGCUUUUUGAAGUAUGGCUAUAAUGGAGAAGACUUUAUUGAACUGGAUCUGAACACACUGUCGUGGGCUUCACUGAAACCAGAGGCUGAGGCUACCAAACAGAGCUGGGAUGCUGACAGGAACAGAACAAAACUAAAUAAAGUCUUCCUCACUGACAUCUGUCCAGAGCGGCUGAAAUCGUUCUUGGACCGUGGGAACAGCUCCCUGCAGAGAACAGUUCCUCCUUCAGUGUCUCUCCUCCAGAAGACUCCCUCCUCUCCAGUCAGCUGCCACGUUACAGGUUUCUACCCCGACAGAGCCGUGAUGUUCUGGAGGAAGGAUGAAGGGAAGCUUCAUGAAGGUGUGGAUCCUGGAGAGAUCCUCCCCAACGAUGAUGGGACCUUCCAGAUGAGUGCUGAUCUGAACGUUUCAGUCACACCUGAAGACUGGGGACAAUACGAGUGUGUGUUUCAGUUCUCUGAUGUGGAGAAGAUCGUUGUCACAAAACUGAAUAAAACACUGAUCAGAACAAACUGGAAGGAAAAAAUGACAAAAGAGAAGUCCUCCAACAAGGCCAUCACCGUCACCGUUGUUCUUCUUGUUUUCAUCCUCGUUGCUGUCGCUGGAUUUGCUUUUUACAAAAAGAAGAAAGAAAAACACUUUACACCUUCUGCUGUCAACAUCUGUGAACUCUCUGAGGGAAAGAAUGAAGACACCACAUAAACAAGCAGUGUGUGUACAUAAGUACAUAAGUCUACACACAUCCAGUUAACCAAGUGAAGAGCAAAGAAGAUUGUUGUGUCUUGAUGCAUGCUCAAUCAUCCAGGAAAGGAAAUCAUCUGGACGUAGCGUUUUCAGUGGGAGAAACGUUUCAUCAAUCAUGACUAUUUGCAUAAUUAUGAUCUAGACACUGACCUCACAGCCCAUUGUUCAUCAGUGGGCCAGUUUCAGUAAUUGUGCAAAUGUACUGUUUAUAAGGCUGGGGAAACCUGCAGUCAGCUGAGACCGAAGAAGGCGCUUUGAUGAGUGAUGAAACAUUUCUCCCACUGAGAAUGCUACAUCCAGAUAAACAGAAUCAAGAUAGUUUUUCUUUUUGGUCACAUGUCAUUCAGUUUUUUCUGAAAAAGAGAAACCUCAGUCUGCUCUUACUCAGGAAUUACUAAAUAAUUUCUAAACUGGAGUUUUUAUGAUCUUUAGGUGAUUAGGGGAGUGUGGUUCAGCUCAAUAAUUUGAUCUUAUAAAUGCUAAAAAUAUUUUACAAAUUUUCACAAAGACAGGCCUGAAGAUCUUCAGCACUAUCCACUAACACUAAGCUAUCUGCUCUGCAUCUUUACAUUCUUACCUGUGACACAGGAACCUUCUCUGCUAUCAAAGUAAAUGUGUGUUCAUCAGUUGUUCAUUAUAACUGUGACACCGCAAAAAUGUUACCAUGAUUGUAUGUGACACCAGUCAUAGCAGGUGUCUGUCUUUUUUGUCCCCAUUUUAUCUGUGAAGUAUUUUAUGAAGUGUUAAUUAGGAGUUGAAGAGAAUCCUUAAUAUUUCAUAUUUUAUACUUGAUCUGAGAGACCUUAUCAAAACAAGCUAAAUAAGGCACAAAUAUGCAAAUUGUUUUUGAAUCUUUUUUUUAAAUUAAUACAAUGAUCUUUACAUUUGUAAAUAAAAACAUAAGCAAAACAUAAACAUC
Molecule: messenger RNA, 2210 nt
Organism: Oreochromis aureus
Lineage: Eukaryota; Metazoa; Chordata; Actinopteri; Cichliformes; Cichlidae
Product: major histocompatibility complex class I-related gene protein-like
Exons: 7
Coding region: 170-1249 (359 amino acids)
Biological process (GO): immune response
Cellular component (GO): external side of plasma membrane
Source: RefSeq, a predicted model, not a curated record